This is a messenger RNA of Mytilinidion resinicola, 988 nucleotides long. RefSeq lists its product as uncharacterized. The transcript has 3 exons. Gene Ontology annotation, biological process: regulation of DNA-templated transcription. NCBI's taxonomy places the organism in Eukaryota, Fungi, Ascomycota, Dothideomycetes, Mytilinidiales, Mytilinidiaceae. Gene Ontology annotation, cellular component: nucleus. The record is from RefSeq and is a predicted model, not a curated record. The coding region runs from base 13 to 927 and encodes 304 amino acids.
CAUUCACGCAUUAUGCUGGGAUUGAAUUAUGCGAGCAGCGACGAAGAGGAGGAAGUCGCUGCUCCAGUCAAAGAGCAGACGCAGACAAAAUUAACUAGUCAACAGGCCUCUGUCAACCCCUCCGUAGCCCUUACACACAAUGCGACCAAAUCUAGUGGGCCAGCUCUGGCUCCCGCAACACAAACCAAGGAUGGAGCAGGCAGUGAGGGUCCCGUCGUAGGACCAACACUGGGGCCGUCUGCCACUUCACCGCCAGCAGAUCCUGUAGCAGAAGGCGAUUCCGCGCCUCUAUCGCCGUAUUCUACGUCUCGACUCAUCAUUCGAAAUCUUACAAUGCCACCCAUACCAAAUUUCGAUAUUCCACCCUCUCCACCGGGCUCCCCUCGACCCGGUCCUACAGCAAGAUUCGCGCAGUUUUUGGAGUUGAAGAAGCGGGGAGUACAUUUCAAUGAGCGAAUUGAGAAGACAUCAGCUUUGAGGAAUCCCAGUCACCUACAGAAGUUGAUGGAGUUCGCGGGCAUCAGCGAGACUGACCAGUAUGCGUCAACUCUGCCAGAGGAGCUGGCUAUUCCUUCUAAGUUUCCGGAAUGGGCAUACGCAGAUCAGCUGGUUGCUAGUCAAAAAGAGAUCACGAAACAGCGCGAGGCAGAGCAAGCAAGAGUGCAGAGGGAAGCGAUUGAAUUUGUUCCAGCUUCGGCCUCUGGAGCUUCGAGCAGGGCUGCUACGCCCGGAGGGUACCUUUCUAGAGGUAGUGGGGCAGAGAGAGUCAUGGCUGGAUUGGAUAGAGAAAAGCCUGGUCCAUCUUUGGUUCAGGAUCGCAGCAAGCGGAAGGAGUAUGAGCAUCGAGGUGGGCGGGACGAACCUCGAAGACGGAGGUUCCAUAGCAGAUCGCGGUCUCCAAGGCGGAGACGCUCACGGCCAAGAUGACGUGUUGGCAGAGAUGCUCAUAUUCAAUUUCAAAAGGCCUUAUACCCAAUACACAUACAUG